Molecule: messenger RNA, 2812 nt
Organism: Engraulis encrasicolus (European anchovy)
Lineage: Eukaryota; Metazoa; Chordata; Actinopteri; Clupeiformes; Engraulidae
Gene: syt14a
Product: synaptotagmin XIVa
Exons: 9
Coding region: 1-2376 (791 amino acids)
Molecular function (GO): phospholipid binding
Source: RefSeq, a predicted model, not a curated record
AUGGCUUUCUUCAAGAGCUUUCCCACCGUCACCUCCAUCUCCAACAUCAUGGGGUCACUGACGGACAAGGUGGAUGACCUGGCCUGUGCCAUUGGCGACGCCACGUACACUGUGACCGGCGGGAUAGCCGAUCAGGUCAGCACCAUUGUCCACAAGGUGCAGGAGAAGGAGCACGAGAGGCAGUGGAAGAUGGAGGCAGCUGAGAAGGAGGCUGCUGCCAAGGAGGCCGCUGCCCUUGUGGCCUCGAUGGCCUCUCAAUCCUCCACAGGGGUGUCAAACCAAGAGUCCUCUCCAGCGGUGUCUAGUAGCCAGGAGGGCAAAGUGCCGCCAGGGCAAAGCCCACUGAAGCAGAAGGACUCGUUCAACAGCAAGACUUCUCUCAGUCCGUGUAGCCGUAAUGCUGAUGCCUACACGUCAGACUAUGGCACAGGCACAGACAUAUCCUCUGAGACAUUCUCCACAGGAAGUGACCUGUCUCAACCUACUACACUGGGAACCAAGGUUACAAUCAAUGCCCCACAAAGUACAACAACAAAGACCAGCCAUGACAACAUAAGCCUCUCAGACAACCUCAAUCGCUUGCCACCUCCCAGCUUGCCAAUCAAGGGUUCAUCAGAUGCCAUUAAGGGUUCACCUUCCUUAGAGAAUGCCAAAAAAGCAGAUAGUCCCAGGCAACAGGAGCAGUUGUCCGAAACCCAGAGGACACAAGAGAAGAUCACUACUCGCAUUUCACCCGGCUCCAAGAGUGAAGGAAUGGCCAGUCAACAGAGCAAGACCAAAUGGCCGUCAGAGAGAGUGACUGCCCGCUUCAACAGCACCAGGUGGCUAUGUGGGGGAGGAAAUGCUCAUCAAGAGAGAACCACCAGGAGGUCAGACACAAGCUUUCCAGAUGGGGACUUCCAGGGCUCCUCAUCGGACAGUGAGGACGAGGUGAUUGGAAAGUACCAGGAGGCGGUCAAUCGCUCCCAGGGCCUGCGAGGAGGCUCGGCAGGGGCACGGCAGCAGCAGAAUGGUUUCGGCUGGGAGACGCGGCAGAAGUACAGCCCGCUCACCGCAGAGUACGAUGGCUACAGCAGCGAGGCCUCGGCUGAUGAUGCUAACUGCAUUCAGCGUAUGCGGCGCACCCCUCCACUGGACGAGCUCCAGCCCCCUCCGUACCAGGAUGAGGACGGCUCCCCCCGCAUGUCCUGCACGCCCUCUGACCUGGGCGACACCAAGUGCGGCCUGUCGCACUGCAGCGACAGCCCGCGCCAUUCCUACGACAAGUGCCCGAGCGAGGGCAGUGGCGGGCAGGAGACGGAGAGCUACCUCACCAAGGGCUACGAGGAGGACGUGCCCAGCGACAGCACCGCCGUGCUCAGCCCUGAGAACAUGUCGGCGCGCGGCUCCGCCGUGCAGCUCCCCAAGGGCUAUGAGCCGGACCCGGCGGCCCCGUACGGCACUCUAGACGUGGUCUUCGACUACGACUCCCAUGACCAGCGCCUCGCCGUCACCAUCACUGCCCUCACCGACAUCCCGCCCGUCAAGUGCACCGGCAACAUCUCCUGGCAGGUGCACCUGGUACUGCUGCCCACCAAGAAGCAGCGUGCCAAGACGGGCAUCCAGAAGGGGCCGUGCCCGGUCUUCACCGAGACCUUCCGCUUCAGCCACGUGGAGGCGGAGAUGAUCGGCAACUACGCGCUGCGCUUCCGCCUCUACAGCGUGCGCAGGAUGAAGAAGGAGAAGGUGCUCGGCGAGAAGGUCUUCUACCUCACCAAGCUCAACCUGCAGGGCAAGAUGUCUGUGCCCGUCAUCCUGGACCCCUGCCCCACCAUACCAGGCAGCGAGUCCCAGGUCAGCAUCUCGGACAUGUCGAGCGAGAGUGCGUCGUCGUUCCAGUCGGCGGGCCAGAGCACGUCGCCAGAGCUGCUGCUGGGCCUGGUGUACAACGCCACCACCGGACGCCUCUCCGUGGAGAUCAUCAAAGGCAGCCACUUCAAGAACUUGGCUGCCAACAAGCCACCCAAUGGACUAUUCUGUUGUCUAAAGCACUUGAUAGGCGGACAGGUUUAUAUUAUUAGAGACACGUUCGUCAAGCUGACCCUGUUGAACUCCAUGGGCCAGGAGAUGUCCAAGUGCAAGACCUCCAUCUGCCGCGGCCAGCCCAACCCCACCUACAAGGAGACCUUCGUCUUCCAGGUGGCCCUCUUCCAGCUCUCGGACGUCACGCUCAUCCUCUCCGUCUACAGCAAGCGCAGCAUCAAGCGCAAGGAGAUGAUUGGCUGGAUCUCGCUGGGCCUCAACAGCUCCGGCGAGGAGGAGCUGACGCACUGGACGCAGAUGAAGGAGUCCAAGGGGCAGCAGGUCUGCCGUUGGCACAGCCUGUUGGAGUCCUAGUGGGAUGGACAGACGGACAGACAGCAGACAGACAGGCAGACAGAUGGAAGGUUGUAAGAACAGUAUGAGGAGAGAGGGAACACUAGAAUUAGAGCUAGGAAGUGAUGAACAGAUGGACAAACAGCAGACAGACAGAAAGAUAUGAUUGUGAGUGUAAGGAAAAAGGGGAAUACUAGUUACGACUUAGGAGGGUGAUGCUUGGAUUGGUUGGGGUUUUUUGGCCAGGCCAGGUCAAACCUUAGAGCUGCUACCUGGAGGCAAACAGAGCUGCCCUCCCGCUAAGCACCCUGGGAAAUGGAGUCCAGCUGAGGUUCAGGACUCAGGGGGUUCUGGGAGUCAAGGCCAGUCCUGUGAGCUUCAGUGUAAUGUAUUGUAUUACGUCUUUUGUUCAAUGAAAUUCGAACCAAUGUUACAUGGUUGGCUCACUUCCUGCCAA